Messenger RNA from Microtus oregoni (creeping vole), 414 nucleotides. RefSeq names its product protein FAM156A/FAM156B-like. Lineage: Eukaryota; Metazoa; Chordata; Mammalia; Rodentia; Cricetidae. The transcript has a single exon. The record is from RefSeq and is a predicted model, not a curated record. The coding region runs from base 1 to 414 and encodes 137 amino acids.
AUGGACAAAGAGCAGCAGUCAGAGAAUUCGAGAUCACCCCUGAAGAAAACAAAACUAGUUAAAAUCGAGAAAAAGAAACGUAUUGGGUCUCCCUUGCCUCAGCAAGCUGAAAAGAAAAGAAAAUCAUCUUCCCCUAGAGUUGCUGAAGAGGAGAUGUUCAAAUGUGAAUGCCGCUACUGCCAAGCUUGUAUGGGGACUACGUCCGGAGUCUCUGUGGGGACCAGGACAGAAGCAACCUCUCAUUCACCCUUCUCAGAAAAACUGAUACAAGACUUCCAUAACCUGACACUCAACCCUCGUUCCACCCAGCCCCCUGUUCUGCCAGAAGCAAUGCAGACAAGUGAAAACAAAUUGAAUUUUCAGCGGAAAAACAAAAAGGGGUUUCAAAAGGUUCUCCCCAAAUGGACAGAAUAA